Cryphonectria parasitica EP155 is the source of this 1416-nucleotide messenger RNA. RefSeq lists its product as uncharacterized. Gene Ontology annotation, cellular component: monopolin complex; nucleolus; chromosome, centromeric core domain. The record is from RefSeq and is a predicted model, not a curated record. NCBI's taxonomy places the organism in Eukaryota, Fungi, Ascomycota, Sordariomycetes, Diaporthales, Cryphonectriaceae. Gene Ontology annotation, biological process: attachment of mitotic spindle microtubules to kinetochore; meiotic sister chromatid segregation; homologous chromosome segregation. The coding region runs from base 1 to 1416 and encodes 471 amino acids. Gene Ontology annotation, molecular function: microtubule site clamp; protein binding. The transcript has 4 exons.
AUGACACGGCACAACCUGCUCGAUCUUGCAGAGUCGGAUUCAGACGAUAGCCUCAGCUUAGGCGCCCGCGCGCCCAGAACCACAGACAAGAUGCCCGCAGUAAAGAAAUCCGCCAGGGGCCGCGCUGCCGCGAACCGAGUCACAAAGGCAGAGCCCAAGACCGCGACGCGUCGCGCCGAUACAAAGAAGGCCAAGGCCGCGGAGGAAGGGAUAGAGCGCCAAGCGCUCGCCGACAGGCCAACGAACCAGCAGAAAAAAGGCGUGAGAGGACGCCGGGCCAAGCAAGCUGCUGAAGAGCCAGAUCAGGCUGAAGACGUCCUGGCGACGCCUCCUGGUAGCGAUGAGCCCGUGCGCACGAAAGCCGGUCGCGGUCGCCCGAGGAAGGAGGCUGUGAUUCCCGAAUCAGUGCAGAAGAAUGACCAGCCUGCAGCGAAGCGAGGGCGCAAGGCAGCCCAGGUCGAGGAGGCGGCGCCGCAACAGGAAAGCCCUGCUGAGGUUCCCGAGACCCAGUUCGAGGACGUGAUGGAUGUGGACCCUGAAGAGCAAGACCAGGUAGAAGAUCUCCCGACCGCUUCCAAACGGGCAUCCAGCACUUCAUCCCUGGAGAGCGAUCCCUCCGUCAGGAGACGACUGGGCGAAAUGACAAAGAAGUACGAGGCCUUGGAGCUCAAAUAUAGAGAUUUGAAGAAUGUGGCUGUGAUGGAGGCCGAGAGGACCUUCGACCGGCUUAAGAAGACCACCGAGGAGAAGACACAGACUGCCAACAAGCUCAUCUCAAGUCUGAAGAUCGAUCUCGAGGCACAGAGGCGUCUUGCCAAGGAAGGCCAGAAGGCCCAACAGCAGCUGGAGGCCAGCGAGGCCAAGAUUGACAGCCUGCAGGCCCAGAUCGCAGAGAUAACAAGUUCAUGGGCUGAGUCCAAGACUGAAAUCAAAGCACUCACGACGAAGCUCAAUGCGGCGCGGGCGGCUGAGGCGACAGCAACUGCUCACGCGCAAGCCGCUGGAGUGCGGGUGCCUGGUAGCGCCAUAAAGCCCGGCGCUAUGGCCGCACGAGGGCUCGACGGUGCCCAGAUCCAGGCGACACAGACAGCCAAGAUGAAGGAGAAUCUAUACAGCGAUCUGACGGGUCUGGUGGUAACCGGCAUCAAGCGAGACGGGCCUGAGGAUGUAUACGAUUGCAUCCAGACGGGUAGGAACGGAACCCUGCACUUUAAGCUCGCCAUCCCCAACGAGACCUCUGACGAGAACCUGGAAGAGGCCGAGUUUAUGUACAAGCCACAGCUGGAUGAACGCCGCGACAGCGAACUCAUCGACAUGUUGCCUGACUAUCUGGUGGAGGAGAUCACAUUCCCAAGGCCACAUGCUGCGAAGUUCUAUUCUCGGGUUCUCAAGUCCUUGACGGAGAAGCUUGAUUGA